AUGAUUGCGCCGUUUUCUCAGUACGAAAGGGUCUGCGCCAACAACAACGAAACUUUCGUCUCCCUCUGCGACCUGUACCGUGAACGAUGCCUUUGCAAGAAGGGUUCAAAGCAAUGUGCGAAGAAGUCUCACGCCAAAGUUCACUUGGAAUACUUGGGAGAAUGCAAGCAACUGAGCGAGUGCACCGAAGAACUUAUGGCUCAAUUCCCUGAACGUAUGGCUGAUUGGCUCUUCCAGGUCAUGAAGGAGCUGAAGAAACGCCGUGAAUUGCACAAGCUCGAGUGGGAAGAACUCCUUCAAGAAGCUGAAGCUGAUGAUGAGAAGAGACACGUAUAUCCCGUAAUCUGGAAGUUCUGCGACUUGGACAUCAAGCCACAUGAUAAGGCAGUAUCCCACCACGAACUCAUCCCAAUCACGGCUCCUGUAAUUCCAAUGGAAUCAUGUAUCAAACCAUUCUUGGAAGGGUGUGAUACCGACAAUGACGGAACGAUCUCCAUCCAUGAGUGGGGCAAAUGCUUAGGACUUAAGGAUGGGGAGAAAGAAGAUCCAACAGGAGCAGCGGAACUCAAAAAAUGGCGAUGGAGGAGGGAAACUGGAAAGGAAAGGGUACCAACUGAGACUAUUACUUCGGAGUUUUGGAUCAUAGAUAGUUCUGAAAAAAUCUGGAAAUCAAAAUGUUUGGCUACCUAA
This is a messenger RNA of Cylicostephanus goldi, 690 nucleotides long. NCBI's taxonomy places the organism in Eukaryota, Metazoa, Nematoda, Chromadorea, Rhabditida, Strongylidae. The record is from the annotation of a GenBank genome assembly.